AUGGAUGUUCAAGGGAAUGCCCAGCCCGAACGCGUGCGGAAGCGUCGCCGCCGCACAAUGGCGUGCACGCAGUGUCGCACGCGCAAGUUGCGAUGCGAUCGCGAGUAUCCCACUUGCAGUCGCUGUCUAAAAAGCAGAACACCGAACAAAUGCACAUAUGAAGAUGGCUUUUUAUGGCAGCAGCCCACCACCGUCCCGACUAAUGCAUUUGCCUCCGACCGAGGGUCUGCGGUACCUAUGCCUAGAGAUACACCAGUCGACACACCCCGGGAUUCGGGGAUACCGAUGGUGUCAAACCGGCCGGAACCUUUCCCAAUUAGUGAACCGUUCCCAACUAGUGAACCACCUCGUCUGGCAAGGGCUGGCGGUCCAAUGCAUCACGAGUACCAUGGUCUUACCGGGCAUGCGCUUGCGCCGCCCUAUCGAAGUCGACCACACGACAGAGAGCGAAAGGACUGCUUUUUGGAAACUGUUCUCGGUGUGCCUAAGGCUGCUGUUAAUCAGGAACCUUACCUGAAUACGGGUCUUUUACAGCGUCCCAAGCGCCCAGCGCCGGCGACGGAGCAUGAUAUGCAAACACCGUCGCAGGUCGACGAUCCGCACAUUGACGAAGAAGAGGACCCAUUGUCACCUACGGACCAGCUCGACCUCUCUCCUCGAAUGAUGAUGAGGGGGCGUGAGACCAAAACGCGGUUUAGCGGAUCGGGUAUCUUUGCCAGUCUAGUUGCACAGUUUCCGGAUAUAAAGCCAUUUGCAGAUGAGAUCAGGCUUUCUACCCCAAUCUUCACGCAACUUCAGUCAGACCUAAGAAGGGUUAAACGCGGGCUAUUGAAACAUAUGGUGCUCAACAGGCCCUUCCCCGAUCCUACGACGGCUUCGCUGAUUAACAUGCUGCCCUCGCGUGGUGUGGUCGAUGAGCUUGUCGGGUUGUAUAUCACUUAUAUCGAGUCUACUCACCGCAUUCUUCAUGUUCCAUCCUUCCUACGAGAGCUUGACCAAUUUUGGGCCAUGUUAGACAGCCCGGCAUCAAUAUCUGCUGCCUUUACAGUUCAGGUACUGUUGGUCCUUGCCUGUGCCUGGAACCUUGCAGAUUUUGCUAGUCUGCAAUCAAAAAGUGCGGGCGAACUCAAGUGCCAGUGUGCAGUGGAGUGGACGUUGCACGCAGGACAAUGGAUCGAGAAUCUUCACACAAAGCGCCCGGAGAUCACAUCAAUGCGACUAUCGAUUCUGUUGAUUUUGGCGCGCAACGCCCACGGGAUGAAACGCAGCCAGGCUUGGCUCACAACUAGUACAUUGGUCAAGCAAGCAAUGAUGGCGGGAUACCAUCGCGAUCCAAGCCGAUACACACGUAUCUCUGCAUUCAACAAAGAGAUGCGGCGGCGAAUAUGGACAACCAUUGUAGAACUGGACCUGCAAAUUGCUCUUGACCGGGGGAUGCCACCGUCAGUACAAAGCUUCGACUACGAUACGGCUCCAGGGCUGAACAUUUACGACGACGAGAUCCAUGAGGACAGUACUGAAGUUCCCGGAAGCCGGCCAUUGAAUGAAAUCACCGACUCCUCGUUCCAGUCUGUUCUGAGUCGCUCACUACCUGUCCGCCUCCAAGCAUGUUCCCUCAUGCACUCCCCACGAAUUAACUGUCGAUAUGAGGAUAUUCAGCGUCUGGACGGUGAGCUCAACCGCCAUCUUUCUCGAAUUCCUGCGUGGGUUGCAGCAGACCCCAGCGACAUCAUUACACAAAACAAGAUCAUACUAUGGAAAGGCUUGAUUGAGACCAAACUUUGCCAGUCUCUACUGUCUGUCCACACUCCUUUUGCCAUCGAAGCACUACAAGAAACACUCUUUGCUCCCUCCGCGCGUACUCGCAUGGAUGCCGCAACCAGAAUACUGUCAACCCAGCGCCGGCUACACGACAUUUCACGAACGCUGUCGCUAUGUAUGCUUGGUGAAUGGACUAUCCAAGCCUACAUUUCCAUCUGCCAAGUGCUACACACAACCGAAUUCGAUGCCUCCCAACCCUCAUCCAUCUCCUCUGCCUUCAUUCUCCACAAUAUACCCGGUAUCCCCGAAUCGCUCCUAUCACUCGUUGAAACAGCCCUGAUCGCCUUGGAAGAGCGCUCCCUUUUGGUGACCAAGGGAGCCAAAGACUAUUAUUUCCUCUCAACGAUCGUCGGACUAGUCAAAGCCCGACUUUGGCCCGCACAGGCAACUAUGUACAAGCAGCAGGUUGUCGAGCGGGUCCUGUCAUUUGCGCAGAUCCUCUUCUCUCGGCAUAUGAACUGCGACCACCUCGGCGAUAAGGGGAUGGGCAAUUUCAAGGACAACCAGGUGGCUGCAUUCAUGGCGGCUCCAACAAUGGUGCCCGUCAUGCAGGCCGAAUUUGAUCCCAAUGGGAUGCACCCGCCACUGCAAUCUGGCGGCAUGCCAUCUGGCGAUUUCGAUCCUUUCUUGGACAUCUUCGAUUGGGAGGAUCUGACAACCAGGCCAAUCUCUUUCAUAAAAUCCCUGCAUCCACAACGGGGAUAUAAUCCAAUGUACAUAAUCCCGACGAUGCAUCACCUCCCACUACUCUUAUCAAUAAUCAUCGCGGUCGCAGCUCCACUAGCAGGGGCCAUCCCAGCCCAAGCCGGGACACACAGUGCGACACAAGUAUACCAAACAACCGACAAAUACCCACUCGCAAACCCAGGCAACAUCCCCGCCCACGACCCAAACAUCAUCCUACACGAUGAGCACUACUACCUAUUCAAAGGCGGGAUCAACAUCCCAAUUUUCAAAUCCGCCAAUAUAUCCGGGCCAUGGGAAAAGCUCGGCACAGUCCUAGCCGGCGACAGCAUAAUCCGCAAAGGCAACCGGGCACGACCCUGGGCGCCAACAACAAUUGAAAGAAACGGCACAUUCUACUGCUACUACACGCUGAGCGCGCGAGGGUCCCGCGACAGCGCGAUUGGCGUCGCGACGACAACUGCCCUCGAUGGCAGUCCCUGGACUGACCACGGCGUCGUCAUUAACACGGGCACGGGUGCUGGGUCGGGGGUGUGGCCGUACACGAUCACGAAUGCCAUCGAUGCGUCUGUGAUUGUUGACCGGGACUCUGGCCAGGCGUAUCUCAACUACGGAAGCUUCUGGCGUGAUAUAUGGCAGGUCCCGCUGGCGGAUGAUCUGCUUUCUGUGAAAGAUGCUGAUAAGCCGGAUGCGGUGCAGUUGACAUUUCUCCCACGUGUUAAGCCUAAGCCUGAGGAGGGGUCGUGGAUGAGUUUUCGGAAUGGGUUCUAUUAUGUUUGGUUUAGUCAUGGGAAGUGCUGUAACUUCCAGAGUGGUUUCCCUGCGCGUGGGAAGGAGUAUAGUAUUCGGGUUGGGAGGUCGAAGAGUGUGCGUGGGCCUUUCGAGGAUAAGGAUGGGAGGUCUUUGCUCGAUGGGGGUGGCACGGUGGUUUAUGGUUCUAAUCAUGGGGUUGUGUAUGCGCCUGGUGGCUUGGGAAUCUUGGCUGGGAAUAAUGACGUGUCGGAUAUUCUCUACUAUCAUUAUUUGAAUACGUCGAUUGGCUUUGAGCAUGCGCAAGCUCAGCUCGGCUGGAACUAUCUGGACUACGAGGAUGGGUGGCCGGUGCCUACGGAAGGCCAAGAUGCUACUACGGCCAAUGUCGCCUUCGGUUAUGGACCUCCUAGCUGGGGUUACCUAGCAAGUGUUUUGGGUGUAUGGCUGUGCAUGGGGCCAUAG
Messenger RNA from Penicillium roqueforti, 3720 nucleotides. RefSeq names its product putative C6 transcription factor. The coding region runs from base 1 to 3720 and encodes 1239 amino acids. Gene Ontology annotation, molecular function: RNA polymerase II cis-regulatory region sequence-specific DNA binding; hydrolase activity, hydrolyzing O-glycosyl compounds; DNA-binding transcription activator activity, RNA polymerase II-specific. The record is from RefSeq and is a predicted model, not a curated record. Gene Ontology annotation, biological process: regulation of transcription by RNA polymerase II; DNA-templated transcription; carbohydrate metabolic process. NCBI's taxonomy places the organism in Eukaryota, Fungi, Ascomycota, Eurotiomycetes, Eurotiales, Aspergillaceae. The transcript has 7 exons. Gene Ontology annotation, cellular component: nucleus.